Messenger RNA from Bradysia coprophila, 710 nucleotides. RefSeq lists its product as uncharacterized. Lineage: Eukaryota; Metazoa; Arthropoda; Insecta; Diptera; Sciaridae. The record is from RefSeq and is a predicted model, not a curated record.
GAACUGUUCGAGUAACUCGAAGUGAACAAAAUCAUUUUGAAUUGUGUAAAUUACAGUUUGUGAUAAAUAAACAUUUUGCAUUGUCGUUCUGGGCAACAUGUCUAAGCCAUCGAAAAUGUAUGCAACAAUUCUAUUCGUGACCUGCAUUAUUGGAUAUGUUCAUACGGCUCCAGCUCCAGGUCAAAGCGAUCUCAAUAAACUUUUGGACAAGGCCUCUGCAGCAACUCAAUCGAUUACUUUAGUCAAUGCACCACUUUUGCUAAUUGGAGAGGGACCGAUACCCUCUAUCAUCAAAGAUUGUACUGCCAUGGUUACUGUUAUAACGACUAACUUGGAAAAAACUAAAGACGCAGGCCUCGAUUUUGACAAGGUUUGUAAACUGAUGAACUUGCUGAUCGGAAAAGCAGGUAUGUUGCAACAGGUACCAUUCGUUUUUGAGCCAAUCAGAAGUGUUUUGGCAUCGCUUGAGGGAGUAAUUGAUGCGAAUAUACUAAACAAAAACGUAGAAUCGCAAAUGAAAAGGCAUGCAGAAUAUUCUGGCUGCAUAGAUACAGCAAUUCGAGCAUACACCUCUUACUAAGAGGCACUUAGUGUAUCAUAAUUGAAUUAUAAACAUCAUACCGGACAGUUUAUUUUAAAAAGGAAACUUGUUUUUCCUAAGUUUGGUACUAGUUUGGGCUUACAAUUCCUAAAAUCUCUUGAUUUUUUUU